Molecule: messenger RNA, 3344 nt
Organism: Alosa sapidissima (American shad)
Lineage: Eukaryota; Metazoa; Chordata; Actinopteri; Clupeiformes; Clupeidae
Gene: gdf6a
Product: growth differentiation factor 6a
Exons: 2
Coding region: 214-1455 (413 amino acids)
Biological process (GO): SMAD protein signal transduction; BMP signaling pathway
Cellular component (GO): extracellular region
Molecular function (GO): cytokine activity; growth factor activity
Source: RefSeq, a predicted model, not a curated record
CAGUAAGUAGGUCUACGAGCGUCUGCGAGUGGGCGUGUUUCCGCGAGCAGUUAGUGGUCUCUUCACUUGCGUGCUUUAGUGGAGGAUACGAGCGCACUAGCUUGUGAAGCGCGACAGACCAGCUCGUACGUGCAGCCUGUCUACGGUGGAAAGUUCCCUAAAUCCGGCUGCAGUGUGGAGAGGACCUCGCCAAACUUUUUGGACACUACCACCAUGGAUGCCUUUCGAGCAGUGGCGUUUUACGCGCUGUUAGUUUUUCUUUGGAAUUUACCGUGUUUCCAGUCCGCUGCUCUCAUCUCCUCCACCGCGCCGAGAAGGAACAGGGGGACCAGAGUCCCAUAUGACGGACCAACGUCACACAAAUUUCUCAAAGAAAUCUUUGCAUCAUCUCCCGGUCUCAGCCGUCACCGGGACGAAUUCAAAGACGCUAUCGUGCCGCACGAUUACAUGAUCUCCAUAUACAGGACAUAUUCCGCAGCUGAAAAACUGGGCAUAAAUGCGAGUUUUUUCCGGUCUUCAAAGUCUGCCAAUACCAUAACAAGUUUUGUGGACAGAGGAAAAGACGAUCUCUUGCACUCUCCUUUGCGAAGACAAAAGUAUCUGUUUGAUGUCGCAACCCUUUCAGACAAAGAGGAGCUGGUCGGAGCUGAAUUAAGGAUAUUUAGAAAAGCUCCCGGGUCUUUCCAAGCGCCAUCACCAGGUCUCUACGGCAUCCACUUACUCCCUUGUCGAUCAGAGAGGCUGCUGGAUUCCAGAACCAUUGAUCUACAGGAAUCCAGAAAAUCCGGCUGGGAGGUUUUGGACGUUUGGGGAAUGUUUAAAAAUCGACAUCACCCGAGCCAGGAGAACCAGCUUUGUCUUCAGCUCAAGGGCACCAUUGGUAAAUCAGACACGGAAAUCGACUUGAAACAGUUGGGGUUUGACAGGAAUGGUCGCUCCCAGCAAGAGAAGGCUAUCUUGGUGGUAUACACGAGGUCGCGGAAGAGGGAGAACUUGUUCAAUGAAAUGAAAGAGAAGAUUAAGUCCAGAGACUCGCGGUGGUCCGAGGUGGAGGAGAGCGGCCUACAGUUCAAAGCCAGGCGCAGGCGGAGGACCGCGCUGAGCAAUCGCCACGGGAAAAGGCACGGGAAAAAGUCCAAGUCGAGAUGCAGCAAAAAGGCGUUGCACGUCAACUUCAAAGAGCUCGGGUGGGACGACUGGAUCAUCGCCCCUCUGGAUUACGAAGCCUACCACUGCGAGGGCCUGUGCGACUUUCCUUUGCGUUCGCACCUUGAGCCAACUAACCACGCCAUCAUACAAACUCUUAUGAACUCAAUGGAUCCCAACAGCACACCCCCGAGCUGUUGCGUCCCGACCAAACUGAGUCCAAUUAGUAUAUUGUACAUUGACUCUGGUAAUAAUGUAGUGUACAAACAGUACGAGGAUAUGGUGGUUGAACAAUGCGGUUGCAGGUAGCGUCUUGUAUCCCCCUGAAAUGAAGACAUUCUACUUAAAAAGAAAAGCAACAACUAGCCACAACAGCGUAAAAUAAACAUUACACCUGAAUCGUGCAAAGAGAGAAAAGCGCAAAUGCUACAGUCUGAAAACUCACGUUUUCCGCUACAUGAAUGUGGGCCUAUCAUCCAAAAGGGAUCAUUACAUAGAAUGCAUUUCUUGCAGUAUAAACACGACUAUUUAUUCUGUCGAUUUAAGCUCUGUCAAAUAUCACAAUAACCAUGACACUUUGUAGUAUACGAUGAAAAUAAUAAUUUCUUCAGCCGCUCAGAUCUUAGUUCUGGAGUCAAAUGGAAAAUACCUCCCCUUGGGCACGUUAUCAGACAUGGACAUCUCUGAAAAAAUCAAGAAGUUUGCAUCAGGAUAUCUGGAUCACCUCCAAGUUAUCAAAACUUGCGUCCUCAUCUUGAUGGAUGGCAACAGAUGAAAAGUUACGCUCGUCAUCUGGACCGCGAGGUUGUUCUUUCCCUUUCAACUGCGUGAAUUCAAAUGAACCAGGUGUGAAGCACCUGUUCAAAAAAACAAGCCCAUAACGGAGGGGGCGAGGCACAGUAACCUGUUGCGUCCCACUCCUAAUGGCUCUGAAUGCGCUGACAGCUGAGGGGAUAGCGGAACUUUGGCCACCGACGCCCUCUCAAUGCUUAGGCACACACUGUCAAACGCGUUAUCAGGAGGACUUUUGCUUUUUACGAAGUGGUGAAUGUAACCUACCAAACACAUAUCUUGGAUCGUGGAAAAGAGACAGCUUGCGCGCACAAGUUUCCAGGAGUUUUAUCCUCCGCGCACCUGGCACUCGGGGCGCGCAGCGUGCAGGGUAGUUCUCCAGAGGCCUUGAGACUGUAUGUGGUAGCCUACAAAGGACUGCAUAGAGUGCAAAAAUAUAAUGGAAUAUGACACUAGGGUUGAAACAAGAAAAUAUGAAGUGCCUGGACGUUUGAGUGAUAGUCAUGGAGCCUAUUAAAGAGCUUCGACGAAAAAGACAACCAGACCACGUAGCUAAUUCCAUGGGUAUGCAUUGAUAACCACAUCGUCGUCGACACAAGCAAGAGAAUAUCUAAUUUCUGCAUAUUUACGAAAUGCACUUCCAUAACAACUGACUGCCCCAAAUCCAAGUAGUCAGGAGAAUAUUUUUUCCAUGACAAAUCAACUGACGAGCAAGAGACUCGCAAACGAGAUGAUAUUUAAAUGCACAUUAGCUUUGAAUGCACUGCUGUUCAUUAUUUUGAGAUGUAAAUAUUUGUAUAGUUUAAACCUCUACAAGUGCAACGAAUGGAGAAAUGACCAACCACAUUUCUUUGUAAAUAUACAUACAUUAUAAAUGCACUCAAAUCGUUAUAAUUUCUAUUCUAUAAUUAUUUUAUUAUUUGUGAUGUACAGAGUUUCAUGAUAAUCGUGUAUUUCUUUGAUAAGAUUAAUUUAAACUGUAUUCAAUAUUUGCUGAGAGUGGAAAUACCAUUAUCAAUGUCUACCUCAAAAUUACAUAGGUUCUGAAAUCUGAGGUGCAUUCAGCUAGUGUUGAGUUCUUUUUCAAUUAUAUAAAUAUAUAUUAAUGGAUAAUUAUCCACACUUACUGUACUAAUAAAAUGACAAAAUAUAUAUAUUCUCUGUGUACCUCUGAUGACUUAAUUCCCCCUCAAAAAUAGACCACAUCAAGUGAGACUGAAGAUUAUUGGCUUUCUUCUGUCUUGUGAAGUUUCAGAUAAGAACCACAUCCACGCUUCAGGAAACACAAGCUCUCAAAUGAAAUGGUCACAAUAAUUAACGUUUUAUUUGAUGUUGUCUGAACUUGUAAUGUUUUGUGUUGACAUUGACUCAUUAAACCGUACUGAAAAGGGUCCUAGAGAACUGCA